AUGCCUAAGAUCAAGUCUGUCGAGUACUUCCGUGUGAAGCCAAGAUGGCUUAUGGUCAAGAUCACGGAUGAGAAUGGCCAGUUCGGUUGGGGUGAGGGUACUCUAGAGGGGCAUGAUUUAGCUGUUGAGGGCACCCUGGAAGAAAUGAUUCCCAGACUUAUUGGGCGAGAAGCAAAUGAAAUUGAGAACAUCUGGCAAACGUUCUGGAGACACGGCUUCUACCGUGGUGGUCCUGUCUUCAUGUCAGCGCUGUCAGGUGUUGACAUUGCGUUGUGGGAUCUGAAAGGCAAGAAUCUUAAGGUACCGAUUUACGAGCUCCUGGGUGGAAAGGUGCGCAAUGAGGUUCAAGUAUAUUGCUGGAUUGGUGGAGACCGUCCGGCGGACGUCGAGGUUGCUGCAAAGGCUCGUCUCGCACAGGGCCUCAAAUGUGUCAAGAUGAAUGCAACUGAGGAUCUAAAUUGGGUCGAUUCUCCCUCUGCCCUAGAUGCUACCGUCGAGCGUCUCAAGGCUGUGAAAGCUGUCGGUCUUGAUGCCGGUCUCGAUUUCCACGGUCGUCUACACAAGGCCAUGGCAAAGCAACUAGUCGCGGCUCUCGAGCCGCAUCGGCCUCUUUUCAUUGAGGAGCCACUUCUCAAUGAGCACCCUGAAGCCAUUAAGCAGCUAGCAGACCAGACCCGCAUUCCCAUUGCCUUCGGCGAGCGGCUAUAUACGCGGUGGGACGUUAAGCGUUUCCUUGAGGAUGCCAGCGUCGAUAUUCUGCAACCCGAUAUUGCACACGCUGGUGGCAUCAGCGAAACAAAGCGAAUCGCUACGAUGGCCGAGGCUUACGAUGUCGCCAUCGCCCCUCAUUGUCCUCUUGGACCCGUGGCUUUUGCCGCCAGUGUUCACGUUGCGCUGUCUUCACCAAACUUUGCCAUUCUUGAGAUGAGCCUGGGCAUGCAUUACAACACCGAGGCCGGCGACGAUAUUGAUCUGCUGACCUACAUGAAGGACCCGAGCACCUUCGACAUCAGCAAGGGUGGAUAUGUGAAGGCGCCGACUGGCUAUGGCCUUGGUAUCGAGAUAAAUGAGGAAUUGGUGAGACAGAUCUCUAAAGACACGAAGCCGUGGCAAUGUAAGGUGUUCCACGGACCUGAUGGUAGUAUUCGCGAGUGGUAA
This is a messenger RNA of Phaeoacremonium minimum UCRPA7, 1158 nucleotides long. Its product is annotated as putative mandelate racemase muconate lactonizing enzyme family protein. Lineage: Eukaryota; Fungi; Ascomycota; Sordariomycetes; Togniniales; Togniniaceae. Gene Ontology annotation, molecular function: galactonate dehydratase activity. The record is from RefSeq and is a predicted model, not a curated record. Bases 1 to 1158 code for a protein of 385 amino acids. Gene Ontology annotation, biological process: D-galactonate catabolic process; amino acid catabolic process. The transcript has 4 exons.